AUGUGCCUGGACGAAGCCUCGUCGGUGUGCAACCCGAAAGAGUUAAGCCACGACUCUUCGAAUAAAGCGCGAAUAUUUACGAUCGCGGAACACGCGAAACGCGUCAAACUGCUCCGGGCGAAACGCGAACUUCGCCUGCGACGCGUUUCUAAAUCAGACGCGUUUAAAGAGGCGACGAGGACGUACGAAACGUUCGGUUUGGGUGCUUUUGCCACCUGGGUGAGCACCGAACACGCCAUCUCGGCGGUUUCGGACGACGAGGUGACGGUGAUGUUCUGCGGGGACUUUUGCGUGCCGAAUUUGCACACGUUGGACGACAUGCACUCGGCCUUCGUCAGAGGCGAACACGUGGACGCGUACGCGCAAGUCUCCAACGCGCAACGUAUGCUCGAUUUCUACCGCUGGUCGAACAAUUUUCGCUUACACGAAAGGAGAACGCACAAGUGCGAUCCGGCGCUGAACACGGACUUCAUCGCGUCGAAGUUGGAGCAACUCGCCGAGGCGAACGAAGCGGAAGGGAAGCGAGGCUUCGCGUUUGUGAUUUACGAUAAGAAGGCGCACAGGUUAAUCGUGGCGAGAGAUUCGACGAGGAAUCCAAUGCCAUUGUAUUGGGGGUUAGCGCCGGAUGGAGAAAAAGGCGAUUGUUUGUUCGUUUCGACCGAGGAGAAGAACGAGUUGUUUUCCGAGUGUUUCCCGGCGUCGAGUCCGUUUCCCAAAGGGGCGGUGUUCGUCGCGGAAGGGACAAUUGGGUGGGUUCCCGGGGAGAAAGGCGUCGCGUGUGGACCGACAAAGUCUGGAGAGACUGCCAUGAGAGGCUUCAGGAAGUACGGGACGAUGCCGGUGAGAUCGAUUCCGAGAGUGAACUCGUCCGGGCAAAUGUGCGGCAACGUCUUCCGCGUGGAGUCCUUUUCUGAUAUGAUCGGAGAAGUCAUCGACGUGCACGAUUUGAAGAGACACGGGAGUUAUCCCGCGAUGAUUCAAUAA
Molecule: messenger RNA, 984 nt
Organism: Bathycoccus prasinos
Lineage: Eukaryota; Viridiplantae; Chlorophyta; Mamiellophyceae; Mamiellales; Bathycoccaceae
Exons: 2
Coding region: 1-984 (327 amino acids)
Source: RefSeq, a predicted model, not a curated record